AUGCGUGUGUCAAAGGUUUUGGCAACGGUUCUGCUGGGGUUUGCCGUGGUGGAGGCGGCGAACAGUGACCAGAGCCAGGGCGGGCAAGACUCGAAGGAAGUCAGUGCCGACAACAGCAAUGGUGGUGGCGGUAAUGCGAACCAGAAGCAAGCACAGGGGGGCAAUCAGGACAACCAGGCUGGUGAGAACGACAACCAGCAACAAGGACAGGGCCAACAAGGCCAGGGCCAGCAGGGCGACGGCCAACAGGGACAGCAAGGCGGCAAGAAGUCGAACGGGCAGCAAAACCAAGAACAACAAAACCAGGACCAGAAGGGAGGAAACCAGGGCAACAAGAAUGGCGGCGAUGACAACAAUGACAACAACGGCCAGGACGCUCAGCAGAACGCCACCGAGGGCCUGCAGCCUCUCCCCGGCCAGGCCUCAGCCGCACAACAGCUACAGCCUCUGCCAGGCCUCGCGACCCUACCGCCGCAAAGCCUCAAGCCACUGGGCAGCCAGCCGCCCACGCCCCCAGCGAGCCUGCAACCUCUGGGUGGGGCCCAGGCGAACGCGACCGCGGCCCUCCAGCCCCUGGGCGGGAACACGACGCCCCCGCCGCCCGGGUCGGCGUCGUCGACUGUCGACCUGGCGGCCCUGACGUCCAUCGCGAACUCGGUGAAGGCCGCGCCUCCCCCGGCGGCAGCCACCCCGGGGUCCUUCUCGAACGGGACCCACCCGGCCGCCAUGCCGCCGGCCGAAGCAGCCGCCCCGGCCGCGAGCACGCCGGCGCCCGCCGCGUUCAUGACGAUCCCAGGCGGCGCGGUCGAGGCGCCGAUGGCCACGGCCACGCCGCCCGCCGACAUCCUCCCCGGCGCGCUGCCGCUGCCGCCCCAGGCCGCGGACCUGGAGCCGCUGCCGGGUUCGAUCUCGUCGGACGCGAGCCUGAUGGCGCUUGCGCCGCAGACCAUGACGACCAUGACCCUCACGGUGGCGGCCCCGGACGGGAGCACCGUGGUGGCGACGAUGACGGCGCCCGUGAACGCCACUGCUGCUGCGGCGGCGGGGGGCAGGAACGCCACCGCCACCGGCGGGAGCGGCACGGUGCAGGUCGCUGGCGCCUCGGCUUCGAGGAGCUCGGGCACGGCGGGCGUUGCUGUUGUCUUGAGCGGGGUUGUGGGAUUGCUGGGGUACCUGAUGGGUUGA
Diaporthe citri is the source of this 1185-nucleotide messenger RNA. RefSeq lists its product as uncharacterized. The transcript has a single exon. Lineage: Eukaryota; Fungi; Ascomycota; Sordariomycetes; Diaporthales; Diaporthaceae. The coding region runs from base 1 to 1185 and encodes 394 amino acids. The record is from RefSeq and is a predicted model, not a curated record.